AAGAAAAACCACGGCAGUUUUAAAGAAUUGCCGUUGAGUAGUUUUCCAUUUAUAAAAUAAAGUAUGACAGGAAAUCUGCGACGUCGCAAACCGAGUUAUGUGAUUGCCGACUUACACCGUUGAUUAUCAGUAUUCUAUAGGUGUGGAUUCAAGUCUCAAAAGUCAUUAUGAAGCAAAAUGCAUAUUGCCAGAGGAGUGGCACGAUAUGAGUCAAAAGGAUGAUUUUAAGAUAGAUGCAACCCAAAAAAAUGUUGAAUCAUGGACUGGCGUUAAAUGAAUCACUGUUGUUCCCUUAACCAGGGUUUUAUAUUUUCGAUUUUUUUUUGGAGAGAAGCAAGAUAAUUUUCAGCUCAAUGGAACAGAGCAUUCCCUAGAACAUUCUCAAAUUUUCAAAAAUUCCAUGAAGCUCUGAUUCUAUUAGUAGAGACAGAUUUCAUUGGGCCAUCAUUGCAGCCCAACAAACGACUAAUGUUUCCAAAAGUUUCAAGGAAAUUGGAGACAAAUAGUUACAGGAGUCUCUUUGAUAGUUGUUAUUUUAAUGUAUCUGUGUCAUUUUAUAGAAGUUUGUUAAGCCUUGGAACAUUUUUCUGUUUAUUUUUAAAUAAAUCUAUUUUCCUAUUAAAAGUGUGGCCCUUAUUUUGACCGGAAACAUGAUGGUUACUUAAAUAUUGCAAAUUCACUAAGCGAAAAAUGAGAAAUUUUUUUCGCUCUUUUUGAUUUUGAAACAAAAAUUUGAUUUGAAAAUCAAUGAAAGGGAUAAAAAUGUCACACUUUAGGAACAAAGCGAUCUAUUUAGAAUGACUCAAAUCCUUCUUUUCCCUCAAAUUUUUGUAUUUUUUGAUAUCUUAAUCUGUAAAACAAUAGGCAAGGGUAUCCGAGAAAAUGUGCCUGUCUCAAGCAAGUCAAUCAUUACUUGCAUAUCACGAGCAAUUCUGACGAAAGGCUUCCCUAGAAGAACAAUAGUAUCUAUCAUCAAAGAAGUUCAAGUUCGAAGCAAAAGUUCUCAUGAAAAACCUACCUUGGGUUCAGUCUAUUUAGAUUGUUCCUAAGCAAGCAUGGCUCUCGGCUUGGUCUGACAUGAGGAGCUGUUGUUGACCUGGUUUCUUUACUUUGUCUGUGUAUUUUUCCGUAAAGAUUUGUAAAUUAAUGUUUAGAGUAAAGUAUGUAAGUAUCUCAUGAUCAUUUAAUCAAAAAUAGAUGGUGCAAAUGAAAGCUUUCUCUUUUGAAAUAGCAAUUUUAUCUCCCAAGGAAGUAAAAGCUGAUGGAAUGCAUUAGCCUUUUUAUGGAAAAAUAUACAAGAAUGCUAAAUUUAACAUAACGUCAAAGUAAAUUUGAUGGUAAUGGUGCCAUUCAAUGGCUGUAAAUCAGGUUAAAAUAAUUAAUUGUCAACUGCGGCUCUCCUGACAAUUUUAGUUUAUUCUAUUGGUUUAUCGUUUUCUAAGAGUUGAAUGCAUUUAUUAAAAAUUCAAGCAUUUUAUUUCUGCCAUACAUUUUUGCCAACUAAUUUUCGAUUGCCUGACAUGAUUUCUGCCUGAAAAUUGACUUCUAAGUCCCUGAUAAAAAAUUCAUUGUGCAAAGUGAAGCAAUAACGUUAACACCUCAUGACAGCACUCUUGACCGAUAGCCAUUCUUUCUCUAAAGCAGUUUCUUUUACUGUAUUGAAUUUUAGGGGGCUUUUAAGUAAGAUAGAUUCAAGAUAGGUAAGACAGGUUCAUUGAUAGAUUUCAAGUUAUCCAAUAAUUCCUAUAAUAUAUUUUAAUUUAUUUUAUAAAAAAUUCUUGCCAUGCAACUUCCAGCUUUUGUUCUAAUGUGGUAAGGUUACUGACUAUUUUCAGAAUUAAUUCAAACUUGCAAAUUGUUCUUAUAUAUCUAGCACCAAAAACACAUUAAAACCUUAGGGUCCUCAAAAAGUCAAAAAUUAACUGAUCCCUCUUCUGAUAAAAUGGUAAAAUAAGUUCAAUAACAUUACACAGUAACUUUGAAAAAAGAAACAUUUCACUUAUGCAUUAAGGCAACUUUAACUUUAAUACUAUUGAAUUGCACAUAUUUUAGACAUCCCACGUGAGUACCUCUCAGAGAGCGGCAAGAAGCAAAAAAUAAACCUCCUAAUAAUAGAGCAUUUAUUAGAUUCUGUUCGUUGCAGAAAAAGUUGUUUAUGAGUGGAACUAACAGAGUCUUGGAGAUGGGAGCUAUAACUCAGUUGUUGCAUCCUACCAACUCCUUGUUUCCAUGUUUACUGCUCUCCCGGGAUCUAUAAAUAAACACGCUGUCAACAGUGCUUCCUCUUGGUACGUGAAAUUCAAUGAAACAUGCGUUCAUAGUGAUAACUGCGUGGACUACAAAAUGGUCUGCGCCAAAGCAGAAAAUGAAGAGAUGCGAUGUCUUUGCUCUGACAUGUUGUACAUUUGGAGUGAGCAGUUGGAACAAUGCAUCAUGGACUCAGAUAAAUUGAAAAAAUGGUUGUUUCGUGUCCAGGCUGAUAUAAGUGAAUCUGGAGAAGCACGCCAAAAAGAGUCCAACAGUGCUUUUGUAGCACUGACACUGUGUGGUGUCCUCAUUGUUCUUUCUCUGCUAAGUUUUCUGGGCUUUGUUUGUGUUUUAUUUGGAUGUAGGAUAGAUACUUCUCCUAAAUAAAGAUUCAUGUGAUGUCUUGCUU
This is a messenger RNA of Bemisia tabaci, 2656 nucleotides long. RefSeq lists its product as uncharacterized. Lineage: Eukaryota; Metazoa; Arthropoda; Insecta; Hemiptera; Aleyrodidae. The record is from RefSeq and is a predicted model, not a curated record.